CCGGUUCCGGCCUUCACGCUCCCUCGCCAGCUCCCACCACUGUGCGCCGCCACGCCACGCACCAGCCCAGCCAUGGCGUUCGCCGCGCGGAGGAGCAUCGCCACCCGACUAUCCCACCACCUCACACGCCGCGUCCAUCCCUGCGUCCCCCACGCGCUCACCUCCCACUCCCCCGACGAGCAGGCGAGCUCGUCUUCGCCGCUCCCGACCCCGCUCCAGCACCGUUCUGGAGCGGCCCAAACCCUAUGCUUCCUUCCUUUCUCGCUCCACCAAGCGGGGCCGACCCACCGCAGCUUCUCCUCCUCAACCCCGGCCCCCGCCCCCGACCUUGAGCUCACCCCAGCCGCCGAGGUCGAUGCCGCGGGCGUCCUUGCAGAUGCAGCGGAGGCGGCGGCGUCGGUGCCGGCGCCGUUCCCGGGGGAGGUGGCCGCCGCGGCUGCCGGCUCUUUCCUCCCCGUCGCCGCACUUCAGCACUUCAUUGACGCCGUCCAUAGCUUUACCGGGCUGAACUGGUGGGCGUGCAUCGCGCUGACAACUUUGAUUAUCCGGAGCGCGACAAUCCCGCUGCUUGUGAACCAAUUGAAGGCCACGACGAAGUUAAAUGCAUUAAAGCCAGAGAUGGAAGCCAUUAAAGAUCAGACGGAUACUAUGGAUCUAAAAUCAGCACAGGAGGGAAAAGCUAAAAUGCAGGCACUAUUCAAGAAGCAUGGUGUUAGUCCACUUGCUCCAAUCAAAGGACUUCUGAUUCAAGGGCCAGUAUUCGUGAGCUUCUUCUUAGCUAUAUCAAACAUGGUUGAGAAGGUCCCGUCAAUGAAAGGAGGCGGAGCAUUGUGGUUUACUGAUUUGACGACUCCAGAUUCUCUUUACCUCCUUCCUGUGGUAACAGGACUGACCGCCUUCGCUACAGUGGAGUUUAACUUGCAACAAGGAAUGGAGGGAAAUCCUAUGACCGGUAAAAUGAAGAAUGUUGCUAGAGGAAUGGCUUUUUUGACAGUCCCAUUUACAAUGCAUUUUGCCAAGGGAAUUUUUUGUUACUGGAUCACAUCAAACAUAUUUUCCCUUGCGUACGGUAUUGUUAUCCGGCAGCCAGCUGUGAGGAAUCUGUUCAAUCUUCCUCCUUUGGAAGCUGAGCCAUCGCCAGCAACAAAAAAGUCAAUCUUCAAUUUGUUAGGUGGAUCUCCUGCAGCAGAGUCACCAGUAGCAAUUGCAGGAGCCCAGAGAUCUGCUCUGGGGCAGCCUGAUGCAGCUGCUCUUGGGUAUAAGGUCAAAAAUCUUGAAAAGAAAGUGAAAUCCAGGGGGAAAAGGAAAAAUAGGUGAAUUGUGGGCGUAUGGGCACCUGAUAUGGUCCCAAAAGUCAGAUUUUGCAUUAGGAGGCUUUCUUUCUUCAUCGCUUGAGGCUGUCUUUUCAUUUUUGGUGUUGAAAUAAGCCAGAGUAAUUUUGACACACAGAAUCGGACAUACACAAAAUGUAUUCCAUUAACUUGUAAUAGUUGAUAUUACUGUUCGUCUCCCAAGGAUUGAGAUGAAUAUAUACUCCAAAAUUCAGGGACAGGCAAUACCCAAAAAUUCUAGAGGCACCGUUCGACAA
Molecule: messenger RNA, 1588 nt
Organism: Panicum hallii
Lineage: Eukaryota; Viridiplantae; Streptophyta; Magnoliopsida; Poales; Poaceae
Product: mitochondrial inner membrane protein OXA1-like
Exons: 9
Coding region: 73-1317 (414 amino acids)
Biological process (GO): mitochondrial respiratory chain complex IV assembly; protein insertion into mitochondrial inner membrane from matrix
Cellular component (GO): mitochondrial inner membrane
Molecular function (GO): membrane insertase activity
Source: RefSeq, a predicted model, not a curated record